AAUCCACAUCAUGAACAGUGAAAUUCGCUUCUUCUUCCCUUGCCAUAUAAAAAAGGGGUAGCUGUGUUUACGUAUAUAAAUCAGCAUAUCAUCAUGGAAGUCUAGCUUUUAAAGAGGAGUUACUAAGGCCAAGCCAGAUAUAUUGUUUCUGUCUUUGAUCUUUUAUUUGUUCUUCUGGUUAAGCCAUUCCAUAGACUGGAUGGCUCUUCAAGUGAAAGAUUUGCCAAUUGAUGUUACCAAAGGAGGGAAGUCCUCAUAUGAUACUAUAUUUGCUAAAAGUUUCAGUAGGUAUGAACAGAAAAAGUUUGGUUAUGGGGCACUUGUUGGUUGUUUCAUCAUCACAUUCAGCUUCUUCACAAUUCUAAAACCCCACCUCAGUUCCCUACCCAUCUUGAAUUUGAAGCCAUCCAUGAUCCCUGCUCUACCUAUGCUAGUGAAGGAAGACACAAGCAAUUCUCAGCAAAUGGCUACAACAAAGAUAUCUGUUUUAGAAGGAGUUGCGGAUCGGAAAGUGAAACAGGAGAUCAUCAAGCCAAUCUGCAAUAUUUUAGACCCAAGAUCAGAUUCUUGUGAAGUCAAAGGAGAGAUCAGAAUUCAUGGGAAUUCCUCCACCAUCUUUGCUGUUUCCUCUCAGAUGAAUUCAUUGGAAGGAAAUGGUUCAUGGGCUAUCAGACCUUACGCUCGAAAGGGAGAUAAUAUAGCCAUGACCCAUGUUAGGGAGCUUUCAGUGAAAACAUUUGGUAGGGAAGGAGCUCCCCGUUGCACUGUAAAUCAUAGUGUUCCUGCCAUUGUUUUCUCCAUUGGAGGAUAUUCAGGAAACUACUUUCAUGACUUCAGUGAUGUAUUAAUUCCUCUUUUCGUAACUUCCCACCAAUUCAAUGGGGAGGUUCAAUUCCUCAUAACUGAUUUAAGAUCUUAUUGGAUUGACAAGUACCAAACAAUACUGAAACAGCUCUCAAGGUUUGAUGUCAUUGACAUUGAUAGGGAUCAUGAUAGUGUUCAUUGCUUCCCACAUGUUAUCAUGGGUCUUAAAGCUAGCAAGGAAUUCAGCAUUGACCCCUCAAAAUCUCCUAAUGGCUACUCCAUGACAGAUUUUGGACAGUUCUUAAGGAGAACCUACUCAUUGAAGAAGGCUACUGCCAUCAAGAUCAGUGAUCAUAUAGAUAGGAAGCCUAGGCUUCUGAUCAUAUCGCGGAAGAAAUCUCGAUUAUUAGCUAAUGAAGGCGAAGUAGCUGAAAUGGCAAGAAGCUUGGGCUAUGAAGUAGUUGUAGAUGAGGCAAUGCCAGAUGUUUCAAAAUUUGCACCUGUUGUGAACUCCUUUGAUGUGUUAAUGGGGGUUCAUGGGGCUGGCCUCACUAACCUUGCCUUCCUUCCUGCCAAGGCAAUAGUGAUCCAAAUAGUACCUUUGGGACUGGAUCGGCUGGCUAUGGAUGAUUUUGGAAAGCCUUCCAUGGAUCUGAAUCUGAGGUACCUGGAGUAUAAGAUAAAAAAAGAGGAGAGCUCCCUAUUACAACAGUAUCCAAUUAAUCAUGCCGUCUUUGGGGAUUCUGGUUCAAUAAAGAAUCAAGGAUGGUUACACUUCAGGUCCAUCUACCUGGACAAACAAGAUGUGAAACUUGAUGUGAAUAGGUUCAGAUCCACACUGUUAGAAGCCCUUGAGCUUCUCAAUCACUAAACUAGAUGGAAUUGUCAUGAAGAUAUCAAGUUUUUCUUGAAAAUAUUUGAACAGAAAAUGGAAUGUAUAUAUAUUGAUUUCA
Messenger RNA from Macadamia integrifolia, 1757 nucleotides. RefSeq names its product alpha-1,3-arabinosyltransferase XAT3-like. The record is from RefSeq and is a predicted model, not a curated record. NCBI's taxonomy places the organism in Eukaryota, Viridiplantae, Streptophyta, Magnoliopsida, Proteales, Proteaceae. The transcript is spliced from 3 exons. Bases 200 to 1675 code for a protein of 491 amino acids. Gene Ontology annotation, molecular function: glycosyltransferase activity.